GGUUAGUUCGCCAUCGGAAGUAUUCACUGGAAGAUGUUCCAUUUAUCGCUGCACCAUUGGGUGGCAUUGCUGUGGCUUGUGGCCGGAGCUGCGGCUGCCAAGUCCCCAGUAGCCUCGCUGGCGGCAAAGGACUAUCAGCUGGACUUUCUGCGCGCCCUCAGCGAUCAGGCCGAGCAGCGCGCCGAGCAAAGCCUCAACGAUUAUCUGCAGCAACUGGAGCGCAAUGCCAGCUUUAGCAACUACACUGAGCAACUGGCCGUGGCGCGAGCUUCCCACAAAUUGCAGCCAAAGGUGUUGCUAAUCAAACAGCUGCUGGAUGCUCAACAUCACACACAACUCGAUUUGGAGCACACCUGUGUGCUGCGCAACCUGGUGUUUCUCGGCCGCCUGAGGCAGCAAUUGCGCGCUGCUAGAGAUGCCAGCACCCAGGAAAUACGUCAACUGCGCGUCCAUCGGCUCUGCCAGCAAUUCGAACGGCCUGUGACGGAGCCGCGCAGACAACGUCUGAUCAACGAGCAAACUGUGGGCGCAGCCCUCAACCAAUUGAAUGUGACGCAGAGCUCGAUGAAUGCAUCCAGCCUGGAUCUCGGCCAAUUUGGGCAAGAGCUGUACGAGCGUGUGAAGCUAUCGGGCGCCGAGAUUAUAGACAACUAUGUGUUGAUACUACGAGGCCUGCUGCAAGACAUUCUCGAUGCCGAGCAUGCCGAUCUGACGGACAAUGCAACGCAACUGGAGCGGCUGCUGCAGCAGCUGGACAACAUGUUGGCCAUACCCGACUUCUUUGACAAGCGCCAGAGUGUCUAUGAGUUUCUGGAGCGCCAUCUGCAUGCGGAGUACGAGCAGCUGCGCGAGAGCGCCAACGCCGAUCAGCACAUUACCGAGCAGCUGCUGGAGCAGCUGAAAGCGAAGGGCUUGGAUCUGUUCGUCAUCUUCCUGUUCAGUAACUUUGAGUUUCUGGAGCAAGUGCAUCAGCAGUGGUCACAGCUGCUGCCGCAGACGCCCAGCCUGCUCCUCGACGACACACACCGGCUGCUCUAUGACAUACAACAGCUGUACGAACGCUUCAAACUGGACACGGAGAGCACGUCCAAGUAUGAAGCGUAUGCGGCAGCCCUGAAACGCCUGCACGAGCGCACAGUGGAACAGGGUCAGCAGAAUCAUCACAUAUUCGAGAUGCUCAACAAUGCUGCACAGAAUGUUGGCAGCGUUACCUUCAAUAUGAUCAAAGCCAAGUGCAAGGAGUUGCUCUGAG
This is a messenger RNA of Drosophila navojoa, 1252 nucleotides long. RefSeq lists its product as uncharacterized. The record is from RefSeq and is a predicted model, not a curated record. NCBI's taxonomy places the organism in Eukaryota, Metazoa, Arthropoda, Insecta, Diptera, Drosophilidae.